Messenger RNA from Apis dorsata (giant honeybee), 3095 nucleotides. RefSeq lists its product as uncharacterized. Bases 39 to 3095 code for a protein of 1018 amino acids. The transcript has 15 exons. Lineage: Eukaryota; Metazoa; Arthropoda; Insecta; Hymenoptera; Apidae. The record is from RefSeq and is a predicted model, not a curated record.
UAGACAAUCUCAGUACUAAUCUAACUACGAGCUUAAAAAUGAGUACGCCAAUAGUAACCGUGAAACAAGGUAAAUUAAAAGGGGCGAUGGUACGGAAUAUCUUAGGAUCAUCGUCGUACUACGCUUUCAGAGGGAUACCGUUCGCAACACCUCCUGUUGGAGAACUCAGAUUUAAAUUUAAGGAUCCGCAACCAGCCGAGCCAUGGACAGGUAUCAAAGAUGUUUCCAAAAACGUUGAAUAUUACUGCACCCAGCGCCAACGAUUUAUACCGUAUCAAAUCAUUGGCAGCGAGGAUUGUCUUUACCUGAACGUCUACACCAAUUCUCUCGAUCAAUUGAAACCGGUUAUGUUCUAUGUUCACGAGGGUGCGUUUAUAUGCGGUACUUCGAGUUUCCACGAAAUGAGGCCCGAUUACCUGCUCCCGAGAAACGUGGUGGUCGUCUCGAGUAACUACAGAGUCGGUGCAUUCGGAUUCCUAAACCUGGGCCAUCGAGUCGCGGCCGGGAAUUACGGCCUCAAGGAUCUGAUCUUGGCUUUGGAAUGGGUGAAGGAAAAUAUCUCCAACUUUGGGGGGGAUCCUAACAACGUGACGGUUUUCGGCGUGAGCGCAGGAUCGGUUUUGGUUCACGCUUUGCUUUUGUCGCCACGCACGGAAGGAUUGUUGCACAAAGCGAUCAUGCAGAGCGGUGUGCUUUGGAGUUCUUGGUGCAAGAGUCAGAAUUAUUCUGUUCGUGGAUUCAGAUUAGCCGCCCUCCUCGGUGAAACAUCCAAAAAUCCCGAGGAGGUGGUCGAAUUUCUGCGAAAAGUGCCAGCCGAGGAUAUCGUGAAAAUUCAAUCUAAUAUAGUGACGAUAGAGGAAAAAUUCUCCUUCGAGAUUCCUUUCGGGGUGAGUUACGACGAGAUAGCAGACGAUCCCGUCAUGCCAAAAUCUAUCGAUGAAUUACUGAGGACAAGAGGAAGUAAUAUCCCCGUAAUAAUCUGUUACACGGCUGACGAAUGCAUAUCAUACGUAAAAGAUAAGUCGAGGGAGACGAUUGAAACGUUGAACGAAUAUAUGCCCAAGUACGUGAGAAGUUUGAAAUCGUUGAAGAAAUUAAGUGAGGAAGAUUUUGAACGAAUUUACGAUACGAUAAACAAUCGAUUCUUUGAAGGGAAACCGAUUAAUGAAAAAAAAAUCCGCAAAGCAAUCGAGGCAUUGACUCAUAUAUAUUUCGAACUUCCUAUUAUCGUGAUGAUAGAAGAUCUAGUGAAAAGGACAACCGUGUCUAAUUACGUUUGUAGAUUCUCGUACGUUGGAAAUGAGGAAUCGGCCAUUGAUUUCAUACAAAAACGUCAAGUUUCUGGAGCAGCUCAUACGGAUGACGCGCCAUAUUUGAUAUAUUCACCGAAAUAUAAAGUUUAUGAGCCUAAUCCACCAGUAAUCGGUACAAAAGAUAGAAUAACAAUGGAACGAAUGACUAGAAUGUGGACUAAUUUCGCAAAAACGGGGAAUCCUACCUCGUUUAAAGAUGAAUUUGUUAACAUUGAUUGGAGACCCGCAACAAUGGACGAUCUCUGUUUUUUGGAUAUUAAUAAUGAAUUAAAGAUGCAUCCCAUUUUACCACACAUUUUAUCCUCUUCAUCCACCAACGAUUUAAAAAUCUACUCGAUAAUGAGCCAGCCAAUUGUGACCGUGAAGCAAGGUAAAUUGAAGGGAGGAAUAGUGAAAAAUGUUUUAGGAGGAAAAUAUAUCGCGUUCAGGGGGAUACCGUAUGCUGUUCCACCUGUUGGAAAACUCAGAUUUAAGGACCCGAUACCGAUUGGACCGUGGACCGACGUUAAGGACACCUCGAAGCCCACUCAAUAUUACUGCCCGCAAAAGCAGAUCUACCCACCUUACCAAAUCAUCGGGUCCGAGGAUUGCCUUUACCUGAACGUCUACACCAAUUCUCUCGAUCAAUCGAAACCGGUUAUGUUCUGGAUUCACGAAGGUGCAUUCAUAUUUGGUAGUUCGAAUUUUCAAGACGUGAGGCCCGAUUACUUGCUCCCGAAAGACGUGGUGCUCGUCUCGACUAACUACAGACUCGGUGCAUUCGGAUUCCUAAACCUGGGCCACCGAGCCGCGACCGGGAAUUACGGCCUCAAGGAUCUGAUUUUGGCUUUAGAAUGGGUGAAGGAAAAUAUCUCCAACUUUGGGGGAGAUCCUAACAACGUGACGAUUUUCGGCGUGAGCGCAGGAUCGGUUUUGGUUCACGCUUUGCUUUUGUCGCCACGCGCGAAAGGAUUAUUUCACAAAGCGAUCGCGCAGAGCGGAAUGCUUUCGAGCGCCUGGAGCAAGAAUCAAAGUCAACCCGAUCGCGGAUUUAAAUUGGCCGCUACCCUCGGAAAAGUAUCCGACGAUCCCGAGGAGGUGGUCGAAUUUCUGCGAAAAGUGGCGGCCGAGGAUAUCGUGAAAGCUCAGCCUACCAUCCUCACGUUGGAGGAGAAAUUCUCUUACGCUAUUCCUUUUGGGAUCAAUUGCGACGAGAUGGCGGAGAAUCCUGUUAUGCCAGAACCUAUCGACCAAUUGCUCACAAAGAUCGCUAACGUACCCGUGAUAAUAAGUUACACGGCCCACGAGUACAUCAUGUUCCUAAGAGGCAGAGGUCAAAAUAUAUUAAACGUUUUGAACGAGUAUCUGCCCACGUACGUGAACAGUUUGAGAGUGUUGAAGAAGUUGGAUGACGAACAAAUCGAGGAAUUAUACGAAAUUUUGACCAAUCAAUACUUCGACGGGAAACCGAUCAACGAUAAGAAACUGCGAAAAGUGAUCGAUCUUCUCACUCUCAUUUAUUUCGAGCUACCCGCCAUUAUGACUAUAGAGGAUCGAGCGAAGACAUCGCUUUCCUCUACUUAUCUGUGCAAAUUCUCCUUCGUUGGCAACGAGAUAUCUCUUUCGGAUCUGGUAGUGAAACGUCAAGUUUCUGGAGCGUCUCACACCGACGACGCCCCAUAUUUGAUAUAUUCACCGAGGUUGAAAAGUGACGAUCCUGAUCCACCGGCGGUCGGUACGAAAGACAGAAUAACGAUGGAGCGAAUGACCAGGAUGUGGACUAAUUUCGCUAAAACGGGGUAA